This is a messenger RNA of Labrus bergylta (ballan wrasse), 3619 nucleotides long. NCBI's taxonomy places the organism in Eukaryota, Metazoa, Chordata, Actinopteri, Labriformes, Labridae. The record is from RefSeq and is a predicted model, not a curated record.
UGGAUGAGAAGCGAAAGUCUAACUCGACCCCGGUCAUUCUGGCGGAGAUAGCAAAGGAAGAAGGCCUUCUGUCUCUGUACAGAGGCUGGUUACCCGUCAUCUCCAGUCUCUGCUGCUCCAACUUUGUCUACUUCUACACCUUUAACACGCUCAAGAGGCUGAAUGCAGCGGGACAGAUCAAGUCCAGACCUGGCAGAGACCUGCUCAUGGGGGUCGCAGCAGGGGUGGUGAACGUGCUCCUGACCACGCCCAUGUGGGUGGUCAACACCCGACUGAAGCUGCAGGGGGCCAAGUUCAGAAACGAAGACCUCCAGCAGACCCACUACAGAGGCAUAUUUGACGCUUUCUCACAGAUCAUAUCCAAGGAGGGUCUAGGAACUCUGUGGAACGGCACUCUGCCCUCCCUCAUCCUCGUGCUCAACCCGGCAGUACAGUUCAUGAUUUACGAGGGCAUGAAGAGGAAGGCGGGCAGAGGAGGGAAGAAGAUUUCCUCAGCAGAGAUCUUUCUCAUUGGAGCCAUCGCCAAGGCCAUCGCCACCACAGCAACAUAUCCUCUUCAGACGGUCCAGGCCAUCCUGAGGUUCGGACAGUACAAAGGUGACGGCAAAGGCGGCGUUAUCGGAAGCCUCUCGAGCAUUUUCUCUCUGCUCAUGGACAGAAUCAGGAGGUAUGGGGCCCUUGGUUUGUACAAAGGCCUGGAGGCAAAGCUGCUGCAGACGGUGCUGACGGCUGCACUCAUGUUUGUCGUGUAUGAGAAGAUCACGACUGCUACCUUCAAAGUCAUGGGCCUGAACAAGAAACUGAAGCACUGAAUGAGUUGAGAACAGCAGUAAGUACAUUUGUCUUCAGCAGGUAAAAAAAGAAAAGAAAAGAGAAUGCCACUUUGUUUGUGUCACAAAAGCGUUAAUAAGAGAUGGGAUUGGUGCCUUUAAAUAGCCACAGAUUCCCACAUUCACCCCAAACAUGCAGCAGAACCAGGUCAGCGUGUAAUGCCUCUAAUGCCCUGUUUUUUUCUUAACCUUUUGUUUGGUUCUUUAAGUUCAGAGUGACCUUAAUAUUUAUCCGCUGGGAAUUCUCGGUGGAGAUUGUCCCAAGCACUUAAUAGGAGCUCUAAACUGGUUUGAUUUUUGGAGGUAGAGGAAAGAAAAUGUGUUUCACAGAGUCCAAUGAGGCUGUGAAAAUGUAAUUAACCCUCAUUUCAGCUGAAAUCCCAGACAUAUGAAGUUUGAAAGCAGAGCUGAAGAGGCUCCAUUUUGAAUGAAAUGGACAAUAUCGGAGGCAAAUUAAUAUAGGAAUUCUUUAAAUUUGAACUAAUGUUGUAACAAAAGAAUUUAAAACCAGUUGCUUUGGGAGAGGAAAAAAAAACCUAUUUUUAAAGGACAAGUUAAAUGUUUGGAGAAAGAGAAAAAAAUCCCUUCCCGUAAAGAGUUCAAGUUAUGAGAGACUAAUAAUAACGCUGUCAUUUUGUAAGCGUUUUUUAAUGCUAAGAGAUUCAAUCUAACCAAGUCAGCAGCAGGGGCGCUGGUGGCACGGUAGUUAGUGCGUGCGCCCCAUGUACGGAGGCUGUAGUACUCCAAACGGGCGGCCCAGGUUUGAAUCCGACCUGUGGCUCAUUUCCCGCAUGUCAUUCCCCACUCUCUCUCUCUUCCUGUUUUCCUACUCUAUCCACUGUCCUAUCUCUCCAAUUAAGGCAUAAAAAGCCCAAAAAUAAGUCUUAAUAAGUUAAAUCUUUCUUCGGUUAAUUUGUACAAAAAUCUGUGAAACCAUUGAUUGUAUAUAAAGACGGACGAUGCAUCCCUACCUCCCCUCUAUUGUACAAAAAAUGAAGCCAAAAUUACAUAUUGUGCUGGUGAUGUCAUUUGGAGCCAGAGGCCGUGCAGGAGCGACUGCCCUGUAGAGCCUUGGAAUCGAUGAUCUUCCCCUUCUGCUGACCUAAGCAUAAAUUUCACUCGCACAUAAAACGGCAAAGAUCCAGCAUUAAGGGGGUGGAGCUUAUGACCUAUAAUGCAGUCGGGCAGUAAGGGGAGCCCCUAAUUUUUGGCUUCAUUUUGGGGAAAAAACCGGCACGUCGUCCAUCUUUUUAUACAGUCUAUGUGGUUGAAACUAGGAGGGUUUGCAGCUGUUUUCCUAAUAUUAUUUUUGAAAACAGGAAUGAAUUCGUCCUGACUAAGAACCAGCUGUUUCUCCGUCACUAGCUGUUGCUAACAAAGAUCGGUCAGCCACCUGAGAUAGCUAAAACGCUCCUGACACACGAGUGGUAUCAAUAUUCUUAUCUACAUUUUCAACAACAAAGGGCACAAGUGAUUUCCCCUAAAAUGUGGCUUUUGCUUUAACAUAAAGCAAAGGCCAACGAGGCGACUUCAUUCAUGGAUGUUUCCUUGCUUCUGGACCAUUCUCCUCAAUCCCUGUUUAAUGUGUUUACUGCUAAUGUAACGGAGGUGAAAGGAAACCUGAUGAAAUUCCAGCCAGAUCAGAAACAUGUUUUAAUGUGCAGACUUAUGAACUCUUUAUUACACACACAGUAGCUGUAAGAAUAAGGCUAACAGUGCAGCUCUCCCAUUAAUAUGUAUGAAACUGUGUACAAAGUACUUUCUCAGCCGUAUGGUUUGAUUUAAACAAUUUUAAAACAUGAAUGAAAUAGAAAUGGUAAUAAGUACUUAACCUUAAACACUAAGUGAACAAAUACUGCAGUGGGUACAGUGUACCAUAAAAAACCUGAACUAUGAUCUGCUGUUAGUGCUUUUAUGACUGUCGAUGAUUUACACAAACUCAUGCUACACUUAACUGUGCACCGUACUCAUGAUUGUAUCGGUCUGUAAAGAGUUUUUGUCAUGCAGUGUCUUCCAGUAUACAUACCUCUGCAUCCUGUUCUGUGUGAGAUAGCGAGGGCUUGAAGUUAUUUACAGUAUUUGUUUUUUAUUACAGCGAUACUUGAAUGUAAGUUUCUGCUGCCUUAAAACGAUUUAACGGUUGAUUCAUUCCUUUUUGUUGCUGUGAAAAUGUUUGGUUGAUGUCUUAAUAUGCACGUUUUACUCAUGUUAAAUCUGACUUUGUAGCAUCAGCCUUAAAAAGGUCGUAGACUUUGGACUGUUCGGUGCAUCAAUGGCCUCCUUAGUAACUGUCACGCUGUUGAAAGGAGACAUGACAUCACUUACCUGAUGUGGGCUUCACCUGUUUUACAACAUGCCUCAGGUGAACCCGAUGAUCUAAAAGUCUUUGGUUUGUGUUUUAGUUAUUCAGGCCUGAUUCAGACUGUAAUGAACCAAGUGUGAAAUAGGCAUGAACAGGAAUGACGAUAAGUCAGUGUGGCAUUAUGACCAAAUAAUCUUUGUCUAAUGAUAACUGUACUGUGUUGACUUCUGAACUCAACGCUUUGUAAUAACAGAGGACAAGGGCAGUGGAAAGCAGUUUGUGAGAUACGAUCUUGGAAAUGUUGUUGACCUGAAAAUGUUUUGUAACCGCUGAUCAAAUACUUACUUGAAGUCAUUGUCUUUUAUUGAUAUCAUGAAUUUUUUUUUAACACUCUUUCCUCUUUUGUUUGAAUUGACAGAGUAUUGUUUGGGCUUUAAAUUAUUGUUAUAACAAAAGAAUAAUAAAGUGUGACCAAAAAAAAACAAAA